UUGUCAUUUGUCAAGUACAAAAACAAAUCAACAAAAAAUUUACCCCAAUAACACGAAAUAAUAAAAUUUCAUGAUCUUGAAACAUUAUUCUUCCAAAAAAUUUGGAGCACAUCCAUGGCAUAAGUUAAAUCUUGUAAUUCCUAUUCUGUUGUCAACUAUGGCUUGGAGAAGUCACGGAGUUAACAAUGCUGAUUUGGUGCGAAACCUUCGAGUGAAUGGCAUUAUUAAAUCGGAUGUAGUUGAGAAUGCAAUGAAACAAGUGGAUCGUAAAAACUAUUGCCCUUAUGCACCGUACCAUGAUUCUCCGCAAUCCAUUGGAUAUUCUGCUACCAUCAGUGCUCCACACAUGCAUGCGCAUGCCUUAGAAAGACUUAAGAUGCAACUGAUUCCCGGAGAGAAUGCAUUAGACGUUGGCUCGGGGUCGGGUUACCUGACUGCGUGUAUGGCGAUCAUGGUCGGAGAGUCCGGGAAGGUGGUUGGCAUUGAACAUAUACCUGAACUGGUGACCUUAGCAACAAAGAAUAUAAAGAAUGACAACCCAAGCCUACUCACUUCGGAGAGAAUUAAAUUGAUUGUUGGUGAUGGUCGCUUGGGAUAUCCGGAAGGGGCUCCGUACAACGCCAUUCAUGUUGGAGCGGCGGCACCUCAUUUACCGCAAGCUUUGGUGGAGCAGCUGAAACCUGGUGGGCGUCUUAUAGUUCCCGUGGGGCCAGAAGGAGGGGAGCAACAUCUCACCCAGGUGGACAAAGCCGCUGACGGAACCACGACGGUCAAAAAGCUGAUGAGUGUCAUUUACGUGCCUCUGACUGACAAAGGUCACCAAUACCGUGAGUGACGCUAUAUAUCGAUAGUCGUAGUGAUGGUACUCGUAGUGACGGUAGCUUUCGUAUACUGGCGGGAUGGGGCUUGUAUCGAUACUUCAUAAUUAAAAAAAAUGAUUUUGUCUACUGUAAAAUAUUGAGUACAGAACAUUAAUACCGUGUGUGACGCUAUAUAUCGAUAAUCAUAGUGAUUUUCUUGUAGUUACGAUAUCUUUCGUUUACUGGUGGAAUGGGAUUUGUAACGAUACUCCAUAAUUUAAAAAAAGAGUUUGUCUACUGUUUAUUUUAUUUAUUUAUUUAUUUUAUUUUAUUUGAUGAAACUUUAAUUUUAAUAUUAUCACUAAAUAAAGAUCAUCACUAUUUUGAGUGACGCUGUACCUAUAUCGAUAGUUGUAGUGAUGUAAUCGUAGAUUCGAUAUCUUUUGCUUACUAGUGGGAUGGCAAUUGUGUAGAAUAUUCAAAAAUAAAAAAAUUGUCUGCUCCUCAAUUAAAUUGCUCUUUUUAUUGUUACAAUACUUUAAAAAAAAAAACAAUAAUUAUGAGACGAUAAUAUUUUUUUUUAUUUUAAAUUUUCACUACUUCCUUGGCAAGGGCUUGUUAUUAUUUUUAAAUUUUGCAAUACUUCAUGUGCACAAAUAUAAAUGUGUAAAACUUAGAAGAAAUACUCAUAAACGGAAAACAAGGCUAGGUCGUAAUAAUAAUUAAGAUAGCUUAUCAUAUUAAUAAUUAACUUAAAAAUAUAAAACAUUGCAAUACAAGGAAAUUGAACUAAUUAAUUCAUAAGAAUCUAACCAAAAAUAUUUAACUUUCGUCAAUUAUUUUAUUAAGUAAUAAAAGUAUUUAUUUAGUGUCAAACGCUUGUAAUUUUAUUUAAUUUUUAUUGAAUUAUAUUUCAUUGGCAUCCUAAUAAGUUUAAACAAUAAUAACAUAAAAUUUAUAGUCCUAGAGUUUCAAGACUUUUCGUUUUUAAUUAAAUAUAAUAAAGAUCCUAUAUAUUUGUUAUUGUGCAUUUUCUCAUUCUUGUGUUUUCAUUAGGUACUAGACUAAUGUCGAACCAUUUGUAUUAUGUAAUACUAAAUGUAUCAAUUGAUGUAUGGAUUUAACUUGUAAUAUCUAGCUGUAACUUAUAAAAUUAGCGAAACAGUUAAACUGUCAUAUUCACAUUACGAAAUAGAGUACAGAUAACAGUAUUUAUCAACAAAAUUAUUUCUCAACUACCCGCAGAAAAUGUAAAGCUUGUUUUUGUCAUCAGCGCCAUCUAGUGAAAUGUAAUGUCAAUGAAAUUUGUCAUUCUGCAUCAAAGUGAUUGCAAAAGUCCAUACAUUUUUCUUUGCAAAUUUGCUCUAAAUACUCACUGGAUGUGUAUUAAAAGAUGCUAUUUUAGAAAGAUUCUAACUUUUUACUGUGUUGCACACGAUUGUUCUUAAUUGUGCGUCUGGGAAAUAAAAAUAUUGUCAAGUAUGUAUGUAGUUGUAUCUACGGGAAUAAUUAAAAAAAUCCUAAUGGCACAACGUGCAUAUCAGUUGGUCGACCAGAAAAAGUAAUCUGAAAUAAUAGGAAGAUACAGAAGACAUAUAUGAGAAUUCUUAAAACCUUUGAGGUAACUCAAAAUGCUGUUAUCUGUAAGAACUUUCAUUAAGAAAUAAUAAUUUAUUUUCAUCCACGUACAUUAUUAUUGUAUAUAUUGUAUGUGAUGUAGUUGUAAGUUCAUUCAUAUCAUCAUCAUUAAUUAGUCAUGUAACUACUUUUUGUAUUUAGAAUAAUCGGAAUGUUUUUAAUAUAUAUAUUAUCAACUUGUG
Amyelois transitella is the source of this 2620-nucleotide messenger RNA. RefSeq names its product protein-L-isoaspartate(D-aspartate) O-methyltransferase (gene Pcmt). The coding region runs from base 71 to 835 and encodes 254 amino acids. The record is from RefSeq and is a predicted model, not a curated record. Gene Ontology annotation, cellular component: cytoplasm. Lineage: Eukaryota; Metazoa; Arthropoda; Insecta; Lepidoptera; Pyralidae. Gene Ontology annotation, molecular function: protein-L-isoaspartate (D-aspartate) O-methyltransferase activity. The transcript is spliced from 6 exons. Gene Ontology annotation, biological process: protein modification process.